Musca vetustissima is the source of this 1978-nucleotide messenger RNA. RefSeq names its product dolichyl-diphosphooligosaccharide--protein glycosyltransferase subunit 2 (gene OstDelta). The record is from RefSeq and is a predicted model, not a curated record. Gene Ontology annotation, cellular component: membrane; oligosaccharyltransferase complex. The transcript is spliced from 5 exons. The coding region runs from base 1 to 1959 and encodes 652 amino acids. Lineage: Eukaryota; Metazoa; Arthropoda; Insecta; Diptera; Muscidae. Gene Ontology annotation, biological process: protein N-linked glycosylation.
AUGGCCAAUGCCCCUGAACAAUCUUUGUCACUUUUGGUGGUGACCUUGGUGUUAUGCAUCACGUCCACCACAUCCUGGGCUGCACGCACGGUCGACAGCCACUUGUCAUCGGUGGACCUACAACGUUUCCAAAAUGUAUUCUCUGCUGCGUUCUCAUCGAACGAUUUGCAAUCCAUAUACUAUGCCACCCUCAAUAUUGAGCCGACCAAACCCGAGGAAAAAAAGGAAUUGUGCCAGAAACUCAACCAGUUCUACCAAGAAUCUAAAUUGAAUGAAUUUGAAAAAGAUUUCUACUUGAUUGGAAUUAGCAAGAAUUUGAAAUGUACUGAAAAAUUGCCCGAACAACAGCUGUCGAAAAUUUAUGCCGCUUUCAAGAGUUCUGCUGGUUCGGCCCAAGAAAUCUACUAUCGUGUGGCCACUCACAAGUACUUGGGUGUGGAAAUUGACGAUACCACCAAGGCAAAGAUUGUAAAAAAUUUGCAAGACAUUUUGAAAAAGGACGAUACUCUAACCAAUUUGGGCUACUCCUUUAAUGUUGCCUCUGAACUCGGUCCCUCAGCUUCCUUCGUUGCCGAACGCAUUGAAGAUGCCAUUGUACAAGCUGAUGAGGUUGAUGGCAAACUUUUGCAGUUCGAAGGUGGUUUGACCAUUACUUCGUUGAUCAUUAAUGGCGCAUUCAAGGCCUCCAAAACCUUUGGAACUUCCUUGCCCAUCGAUGCAAAUCAAGCUGUUAAAUUUGCCAACUAUUUCCUCUCUCGUCGUUCGGUACAAACUGCCAAGGGUGCCCAUGUUCUUAUUGAAGCAUUAAAGACUCUAUCGUCUGCAUCUAACAAAGUAUCUCCAAUCUGCAUUCAAUUAAUUGGAAAUGGCCAGCUUGUUGCAGAGACACCCGUACUUACCAUUGCCAUCGUUGACCUUUUGGGUAAACCCUUGUCACCAGCACCACAAACUGUUGUUGGUAAAGUUCUGCUAAAGAAAGACAAUUCCGUUUUGGCCGAUAAGGUUGCAUUUACCUCUAAAUCUUCGGAUAAGACCACCUAUGUCGCUAAUCUUGCUACUUACAAACCCAGUCGUGCUUUGUAUGUUGCUGAAAUUUCCGCUGACUCAAUCUACACUCAAAAGUUAAAUUUCAAAGUGUUAGGAAAAGUGAAGGUCCAACAAUUGGAAAUUGGUGUAGGAGAAUUGGAUGCCAGCUCAGCCAUUAAAAAACAACCCGUCUCCUAUCCACAAAAGUUGAAGGAGCAAUUGUCAGGCGAUCACACUCAAAAAGUUAUUUUGAAAACCACAUUGGUUGAAGAAAGUCAAGCUACCAAGCCCAUAACCGUCCACCAAACAUUUGUACGCUUCUAUAAUGAAAAAGAAGACAAGGAGAUCAUUUACAUUGCCGAACAGGAUAGCUCCAAGGCUUACAAAUUUGACAUGGAUAUUGGGGCUAGAGCUGGAGACUUCAAUCAUGUAUCAGGAGUAUAUCAAAUCUAUUUGAUUGUCGGUGAUGCUUCAAUUUCAAAUUCAUUCCAAUGGUUGGUAGCAGAUAUUGAACUGAAAUUCCCUGCAGUCUCGAAAACAGAAGAAAAGAAGCAAACCGUACGCGCUCCCUUGCCAGAAAUUGAACAUCAGUUCCGCGUGCCUGAGAAGCGUCCAUCACGCAUUGUAUCAGAUGUUUUCACCGGUUUGUGCUUGACACCAUUGGUCUUGCUUUUGGUUUUCUGGUCGAAGUUGGGCAUAAAUAUUGGCAAUUUUAAUUUCCAACCCUGUGCAAUUGGAUUCCAUUUGGGCUUUGGUGGCAUUUUAGUUCUGUUCGCUGUGUUUUGGCUAAAACUGAACAUGUUCCAGACAUUGCGCUGGCUUAUUCCCAUUGCAAUAUUCACAUUCCUAUGUGGCAACCGCCUUCUACGUCGUCUAUACGCCCAGCGUAUAGCCAAAAAUCCAACAUCAUCAUCGGUCUCAGCGUCCUCGUAAAAUGAUGCUCAUUACAUUC